Molecule: messenger RNA, 636 nt
Organism: Rotaria sordida
Lineage: Eukaryota; Metazoa; Rotifera; Eurotatoria; Philodinida; Philodinidae
Source: the annotation of a GenBank genome assembly
AUGACGACAAUAAUUAAUUUUAAAGAACAAACACUAUUAACAAUUCAAGAUCGACAGAAUGUAUUAUGUCAUUCAGGAUGUAAAAUGCUUACGUCGACAUGUAAUGAAAUUCCGAUUAAAAAUUUUUUAUCAUUGGAAUUUACUAAUGAUUAUACUGCUUUUUUAUCAAUUAAAAUUAAACAACAUUCUGAAGAUGAAUGGCAUCCAUGUUUAAAACGAUAUCGAUUAAUGGAAUCACCACAUGGUGAACUUGGUAGUAAUAGUCAUAUUAUACUUGAUCAAGAACAGUUAAUCUUUAUGCCACGUUCUAUUUAUCAAAUACGUUUUAUACUUCAACAACCAUCACCAAUAUGGAAAGAUUUUUCUAUUAAUAAUGUUAAAAUUCAUAAUCAAAUAAUUCCUAUAAAAGAUCGUAAGCCAUCAAUUGAACGUUUACUUGCUAGUGCCUUGAUUAAUGAUGAUCAAAUGACAGAAAUGACAUUUACUAAAAUACCACCAAUUAAUGAACUUUCACAACAUUUACAAGCAAUGUGGACAAUAUGUACUAAAAUGCAACAAUUAGAUUAUGGUCCUGAACAUAAUAAACGAUUUGAUAUUGAUGGUUCAUAUGAUUUACAAAUACUUUCUUAUACUUAA